Pieris napi is the source of this 1270-nucleotide messenger RNA. RefSeq lists its product as uncharacterized. The transcript has 4 exons. The record is from RefSeq and is a predicted model, not a curated record. Bases 138 to 803 code for a protein of 221 amino acids. NCBI's taxonomy places the organism in Eukaryota, Metazoa, Arthropoda, Insecta, Lepidoptera, Pieridae.
CGACAACCUCAUUGAAAUUAUUUUAUAGGGCCUAAGCGUGUGUGUGUGUAUCUUGUGUUGAUUUCGUUUACCUACUUUGUGAAAUUGUGUGGCUGCUUUGUUUCAUAAUUUUGAACCUAAAUUUGGUACUUACCAACAUGUCUUCAGUAUUUUGUGGAACUAAAAAGCAGAAAUUAAACAAUUCUUAUAGUAAUCAUGAUGACCGACCUUUGAAUGGUUACAACGAAUCAGUGGCUAUUCCUGAUAUGUGUUACUUUUGUUUCGAUGUUUUGUAUAGUCAGCUGCAUAGCAUGGACCCACCGCAAACACCUGAUUUUACUAAUGAGGCAUUUCCCCUUUUUGUAACUUGGAAGAUUGGUAAAGAGCAUCGACUUAGAGGGUGCAUAGGCACAUUCAAUGCCAUGCAUUUACAUUCAGGCCUUCGGGAAUACGCAAUAACAAGUGCCUUUAAAGACUCCCGUUUCUCCCCAAUUACGCGGGAUGAAGUCCCCCGGUUGACGGUUUCCGUGUCUAUCCUGCAGCAUUUCGAGGAAGCCGAGAAUUAUCUAGACUGGAAGCUGGGCAAGCAUGGGAUUCGCAUCGAGUUCGUUAACGAACGUGGCUCGAAGCGCACUGCAACCUACUUACCUCAAGUUGCUACUGAACAAGGCUGGGACCAAAUACAAACAAUUGAUUCUCUCCUCCGAAAGGGGGGCUACAAAGCAGCCAUUACAGCUGACAUGCGACGGAGUAUUAAGCUGACUAGAUAUCAGUCGGAGGAAAUCUCCGCUUCCUACAAUGAUUAUAUCAACCAGCGUUGCUAGCAAAUAGCCUCUCAGCCCUGCUUAGGGUUCCCUAACACGAUAUUCGCAUAUCCACCCCCCUUUAUAUAUCGGACAAACACGAGUGACAGUGUUAACGUAGCAUCUAAGAAUACAUACAGUGUACCAAGUAUGUGGAAUUAUACGGAAAGUCAGAAUUAUGCUCAAAGUGGUUCCGGGCGUAACAGAUCUGUCGAUAUUGUAUAAGAUUUUAUCACUGCCAAUGACAUUCCUGUGGGAAGGGUGCCAUCAAAGACUUCGGUAUUUCGUCUUCCCCCGGUCGCACAUUUUACAUUGUACUGAAUACAAACAUCUCUUACGAGUGGUGUAGUAUAAUCACAAAAAGUACAAAACGUAUAAGUUAUAGCAAAAUAUAGGUGUGAGACUAAAUAUUAGAAAAACAUAUUUUUUUAAAUCGACAAGUAAGGGAGCGUUCAAGUCAAGCGCAAUUUUUGGAGAUUAUUUUUUAA